AUAGAUUAUUUAUUUUACCCGAAACCCUAGUAUCCAUCAACUCUAUUCUCCUGCACAAGCGAAAUCCUAGCCGCUCUGCUCAGCUCGCCAAUGGGGGCUUAUAAGUACGUCUCGGAGCUAUGGAGGAAGAAGCAGUCCGAUGUGAUGAGGUUUUUACAGAGGGUGAGGUGCUGGGAAUACCGCCAGCAUCCGGCAAUUGUUAGGGUCAACCAUCCUACUCGUCCCGACAAGGCACGCAGAUUGGGUUACAAGGCCAAACAAGGGUUAUGUGGUUACCGUGUCCGUGUUAGGAGGGGUGGCCGCAAGAGGCCUGUUCCCAAGGGUAUUGUGUACGGUAAGCCCACAAACCAGGGUGUCACCCAAUUGAAGUUCCAGCGCAGCAAGCGUUCCGUUGCAGAGGAGCGUGCUGGUCGAAAAUUGGGAGGUCUCAGGGUGGUUAACUCGUACUGGAUCAAUGAGGAUUCUACUUACAAGUACUUUGAGGUUAUCUUGGUGGAUGUUGCACACAAUGCCAUCCGCAAUGACCCAAGAAUUAAUUGGAUAUGCAAUCCAGUUCACAAGCACAGAGAACUUCGAGGACUCACAUCUGCUGGAAAGAAAAACAGGGGUCUGCACGGCAAGGGUCAUCUGCACCACAAGAACCGUCCUUCUCGCAGGGCAACCUGGAAGAGAAACAACACUCUUUCCCUUCGUCGCUACCGCUGAGUUAGUGUGUUCCUGGACGUUUUCCUGCUUCCCUUGGUUUUAGAAGUCGUCAUGUUGAGUUACAAAAUUUUCUAAGUUCUAAAGAUUUUGAGUCUUUGAAUAUUACAUGCAAUUUGUUUUGUUUGAGAUUCUAUGAAUCUCUUAAGUUGUUGCUACUUGCUUUUCAGAACAACUACUAUCAUUACGUCAUAUGCAUAUCUAGGGCCCUUAUUUUCA
Hibiscus syriacus is the source of this 921-nucleotide messenger RNA. Its product is annotated as 60S ribosomal protein L15-1-like. Gene Ontology annotation, cellular component: cytosolic large ribosomal subunit; ribosome. The transcript is spliced from 4 exons. Gene Ontology annotation, molecular function: structural constituent of ribosome; RNA binding. Gene Ontology annotation, biological process: cytoplasmic translation. Bases 91 to 705 code for a protein of 204 amino acids. Lineage: Eukaryota; Viridiplantae; Streptophyta; Magnoliopsida; Malvales; Malvaceae. The record is from RefSeq and is a predicted model, not a curated record.